Molecule: messenger RNA, 642 nt
Organism: Macrosiphum euphorbiae (potato aphid)
Lineage: Eukaryota; Metazoa; Arthropoda; Insecta; Hemiptera; Aphididae
Source: the annotation of a GenBank genome assembly
AUGUUUACCAUUCUAGCUCAAGAUUCUUUGGUCGAUGCCACAAGGCCGCUAAAUAAUUCAAUCGACACCGUCAUAUCGGAUGAUAUCAACAAGACAGGAGGAUUGCCGAGAGAGCUGGUAAUAUUCGUGGGAGCAAAAGUGAUGCUGCGAUCUAUUAUCGAUGUACAAAAAGGCUUGAUCAAUGGAGCAAUAGGUAUUGUAACGGAACUGAAAUGGGCUGGUGGCUUCCGCAGAGAUCAGAUUUACAAGCAGGACAUACCGGACGUAAUGGUGGAUUUUGGCGUGGAUGGGAUCCACCUGAUCAAGCCAAAAUCAAUACAAUUUCCAGCAAAAUUCAGUUACGGAACUGCCGAGCGCCGUAUGCUGCCUUUAAUAUUAUCAUGGGCUUCAACAGCCCAUAAAAUGCAGGGCACCACAGUCGAUUAUGCUGUCGUUUACUUGGGACAGAAACUAUUCGUACAAGGUCAAGCGUACGUCAUCAUUAAUAGAGUUCGUAGCCUCGAUGGACUACGUAUCGAAGAAUUGGACGCUUCAAAAAUAACGGGCAAGACAUUCUGUAACGUUGACGCUUUGGAUAAAAUCGACAGAAUGAGACAACAUCGUCCCAAUAUCUCGGAAGCAAUUGUAAAUGACGGACAAUAA